Spinacia oleracea (spinach) is the source of this 2543-nucleotide messenger RNA. RefSeq lists its product as uncharacterized. NCBI's taxonomy places the organism in Eukaryota, Viridiplantae, Streptophyta, Magnoliopsida, Caryophyllales, Amaranthaceae. Gene Ontology annotation, biological process: protein phosphorylation. The transcript has a single exon. The record is from RefSeq and is a predicted model, not a curated record. Gene Ontology annotation, molecular function: phosphatidic acid binding; protein serine/threonine kinase activity. The coding region runs from base 322 to 1836 and encodes 504 amino acids.
GUUUCAAAUCUUACCUCCCUUACAUCAUAGAUCUAAUCUUGUCUACAUCAUUGCCUCUUCACUCAACACCUAACACCCAAUUUUUUUUUAUAAACUUUGGAGUCUCUUGGAUUCAACCCAAGGAUAGACAACAAAUUCUCUACUUUAAAAAAUGAAAAGCAAAAACUACCCACAACAAACAAGUAGAUAAGAAUUGAGAGGAUGUAACCAUAGUGUCACAUACUAAUAAAAGUUUUGUGUCCAAGUUCGGUGGAAACAAAAACUUCUUUUUCUAGAGAAGUUCCAUCACAAACAUCACUAAAGUUUCCAUUCCAAUUAUCAAUGGCAUACUUCUACCCCUCAAAUCAUCCUGAAAAUCUUGGUAAUUACCAGUACAAUGAUCAGUAUUACUACAAUUACAAUCAUGAUGUCAGUAAUCAAGAUCCAAGGUAUGUUCAAUAUUCUGAUUCAGAGUUUUAUGGGAAUGCAUAUCAGCAAAGUUUAACUCCAUCAUUAGUAGGUUAUCAUUACUCCAAUUAUAGUCAGUCUGAAUCUGUUUUAACCAAGAAAUCUGGUAGUUUCGGCGAAAGUGGUAAUUAUUAUGAUCUUGUUUCAACUGAAUAUGUCAUUUCUUGUGAUAAUUUCACCCCUGCUGAAGCUAUUGUUGAAGCUGAUGGAAAGGAUCCGAACCCAAACCCGAACUGGAACCCGAAACCCUUUCAUGGGGGGUACGAUAUUCAUGAGCAGUAUGGGAAACCUCUGUCCCCUUCAAUGGAUAUUUGUUAUCCGAGUUCUAAGAUUGACCCGAGUAGUAAUAAUAAUACGGGGGGUUUUUCUUAUGGGUCUGUUCCUUCUCCUUAUGUUGAAGGGGUUAAAAAUGGUGUUGUGGUGCCAAAACAAACUAAUGGGAUUGUUUCUGGUAAUGUAAUCCAAGAGGAAGAUCUUUCUGAUUUCGAGGAUGAUGAUGAUGAAGAGGACGAUGAUGGUGAAUAUGACGAGGAAGAUGAUGAUGAUGAUGAUGAUGAUGAUGAGGAAGAAGAAGAAAAUAACCCGGUUUUCGAGGGAGGAAAAAAGCAAGAUGAUUCUGGUAAUAAGGAGCCUUCUAAAAGAAACAAAACUGUAACUUUUAGUGAUGAUGUUCAUACAAUAGUAGAGAAGAAAGAUACUGAUGGUGAAGUAUUGUCGAAAAAUGGGAGCGUUGUUGGUGAUGAGGUGAUCCAAGAAGUGUCGACAAAUGGGAGCGUUGUUGGUGAUGAGGUGAUCCAAGAAGUGUCGAAAAAUGGAAGCGUUGUUGGUGAUGAGGUUAUCCAAGAAGCGCCCAAAAAUGGGGUGAUCCAAGAAGCGUCGCAAAAUGGGGGCGUUGUUGGUGAUGAGGUUAUCCAAGAAGUGGCGGAAAAUGGGAGCGACGUUAAUGGUGAUGAGGUGAUCCAAGAAGUGUCAAAAAAUGGGGGAGUUUUUGGUGGUGAGGUGAUCCAAGAGGGCGUCGGUAAUGGUGAAAUAAGGCGGCAAAUUCCGUCGGGUUAUGGUAUGGAGGCCAUAGACCUAUGUGAAGGAGUAUUGGGUGGUUACUUCCCCUGUUUGUGGAAGAGAAACCAGAGGAUUUAUAAUCAUGAAAGGGAUGUUAAUGAUAAGAUGAGUGAUUAUGAUUAUUGUUGGAAAGAGACGGCGGAGUAUCUUUUCGGGAAUCCGAAUCCGUACGGUGGCGCAAUGCCGGAGAAAGGAAGCUAUGGUGAUCCAGUUUAUAACUAUCACAAGCAUUACCCUCAGCAACCCCUUACUGAACAAGUUGAGUAUCAUGGAGGAGGUAGUUCUUCAAGGGUGCAUCAUCAUUCAAGUAAUUAUUAUGGUCAUAAUUAGGCUUGGUCAUUGGUCAGGUCGGGUUGGGUCGGGUCGAGUCACUAGCAAGACGAGUCAUUUGCGGGUCAUAGGAAAUAUAACGGGCUAGGGUCUAGUCAGGACCAGGAUCAUAACCAAAAGCUAAUAGGAAGUUCUUUAAGGAUGCAUCAUUCAAGGAAUAGUUAUGGUCAUAAUUAAUGGAAGAGUACCACUAAUAAUAAUUGAACGUAACUAUCGUGUUAACAUGACUACAUGAGAGGCGAUAGGUUAAUCAUUGAAUAAUGUACUCAGUGUCACGUAGUGUAAUUUCCUUGGAGAAAAAGGGGUGUUUCGGGGUAUUUGGAGGGUACGAUAUACAUUAUUCACAAAUCCUAGUGAUUAACUACUCCGGCAGUGCUCGAAAUUAUGGGCAUAUGUGCAAUAAGGGGUUUGUUGAACAACCCUUUAAUUUUUGACGAGAACUACACAUAAUUGUUGCAUGUGUGAAAUAAGAGGUUUGAUCUUCAUAAUACGCAAAUUUCUAUUGCCUAGUUUAUGUUUUUGUGAACUCUUUUUUAUUGUAAUUAUGCAUAACUUUGAAUGAUAGGCACAAUUGAGGUUUUGGUUCAGUGGUUAAGACUGAGAGUUUGAAUUACAUAUCACAGGUUUAAAUUCCCCUUUUCUCGUUUGUAAUUUAAAUUUUCCUUGUGCCUUCGUAAAAAGAAAUAAAAGUGAUUAGCAAUUUAGCA